This is a messenger RNA of Triticum turgidum subsp. durum (durum wheat), 975 nucleotides long. NCBI's taxonomy places the organism in Eukaryota, Viridiplantae, Streptophyta, Magnoliopsida, Poales, Poaceae. The record is from the annotation of a GenBank genome assembly.
AUGUGGUUCGCCGGCCGGGCGAGCGCCACCGCGCCGCUCCCCCUCCUCCUGCUGCUCCUGGUCGCCGGCGCUGCCGCCACCGACCAGAUCUUCACCACCUCAGGUCGGGAAGAACUCGCGCGAGCCGAGGUACCGCGUGGAGUUCCAUCCAGUCGAUUCGCCCUACCACCCGGCCAGGAGUCUGAACCAAUGACGGACCACGAGGGGAGACAAUACACCUGCUACCUACCAGUGGAAGAAACCAAGACCAUGAAGUCGAUUGUCCCACAGAAUGCAACCAAUGUUAUAAUAGAAAGCGAACGGAAAGUUAAGCCAAAGGAGCCAGAUGAACUGCUGGAGGUUCUCAAAGACCAGUGCUUCCUGACACAGCAUGAAGGUUGGUGGUCUUAUGAGUUCUGCUAUUAUGGAAAAAUACGACAGGUUCAUGUAGAAAAUGAGAAGGUUAUCCAAGAGUAUGUUCUAGGUGAAUAUGACCCUGAUGCAACCGAUGCUUACCAUGACAAUCACACCUCCGAGUCUGCUGAUGAGGAUCACGUGAAAGAUACUUCUAAUCAUGUCCAUGUGUACACAAAUGGAACUGUAUGUGAUCUCACAGAUAUACCGCGGUACACAGAGGUUAGGUUUGUUUGUUCUGAGCCCACUGUACUGAUCAGUUCGAUAAAGGAGAUAUCUUCCUGCAAGUAUGUUUUAACUGUCCAAAGUUGUUUCAGCAGGAAAAACGCACCUUCUUCAUCCACUGCAAUGAGUCGCUUCCCGAAGCAGAAGCUGAGCCCGCCGAGGACGACGACUCUCUCCCAAAAGAAGCUCAGAUGUCCAUCGUUCCAAACCCCGACGAAUUGCAUAACUACGCAGCUUACGCUACCUGAUUGCCCGCCAAUCACGGUGCCCCCAGCUGAUGAAAGAUACCGUUAUUUUGGAGGUUCAACAGCAAGUUGGCAACAUAGUAUAACUAUCCCCUGGCUUGGUUCUGUCUGA